CAUAGCAGCCCACAUCUGGGAAUGGCAGACGACGAUCCUAUUGUGCUGUAUCAGCACCCCCCAGGGUGGGGACUGGCUUCGCGCGACGCCGCAUGUUUGGCAGUACAGACCGCACUCAAGCUCGCAAGAUUGCCGUUCACUGUUAACAAUGCUGGUAAUACGGCUGUUUCGCCCACAGGCGAGCUCCCUCUGCUCUGCGCGGGUGAGGAGCUGUUCUCGGGAUUCGGACCGUGCUUGGCAUAUAUUCGCAAUCGGGACACCAGUGACGUUUUCAACGCACUGACUGACGAAGAAGGAGCCUCGGCCAAAGCCUUCAUGUCACUCGUACAAGUUGAGCUCCAGUAUGCCAAGAUCUAUUGGUACUGGUUUGAAGAGGACAACUACACUGCAGUGACCCAUCCCCGCUUUGCAUCCCGCUUUGCUUGGCCAUUGAAUAUCUUUUUGGCUUGGCGGCAACAACGCGACUAUCACGCCUUGCUCUCGACCAAGUUUGAGCAAGUGUCUGCAGAGAAGAUUUAUGCUGCAGCUUCAACCGCACUAGACGCGCUUUCCGCACGACUGGGCGACAGUGACUGGUUCUUUGCAAGCCCGAGCGCCCUCGAUUGCUGUGUAGCAGCCUAUGUCAGCGAAAUCCUCGGCGCAGGGUCGGAGCUGCCGACACCAGCCCUCGCAACAAUCGUUCGUGGGCACCCAACGCUCGUCGCCCAUGCCCAACGCGUGCUUGCCCAACUUGAAUGACCGAAAUGUCGACACAUUUUUAUUCUGUAUUCUGUGCCCUGUUUGUGCUGUUUUGUUCGUUGUUGUGUUGGUUUGGGUGCGCCCCGACCUUCCCGCCCACUUUGUGACUUUUGUUGCCCUUGAUUAAACAACAACCUGAGCCAGCCAACCAGACGC
This is a messenger RNA of Capsaspora owczarzaki ATCC 30864, 894 nucleotides long. RefSeq lists its product as hypothetical. The coding region runs from base 22 to 738 and encodes 238 amino acids. Gene Ontology annotation, biological process: mitochondrion organization. Lineage: Eukaryota; Filasterea; Ministeriida; Capsasporidae. Gene Ontology annotation, cellular component: SAM complex. The record is from RefSeq and is a predicted model, not a curated record. The transcript is spliced from 9 exons.